AUGGAACAAACAAAUGUGGAUAACACUACUCAAGUUUCCACACAAGGUCAGCAUAUUGAUCAGGAAGUUAUGCUAGACAUUACUCAGGAAAAAAAAAUUCAUAGCUCAUGGGCUGAUAAGGUGAAGGAAAAGGAAUUGAAUACAGGAGAAAGGCAACAGGAAGAUGGAGAACAAGGUAAUACUGAUGAACACUAUAGUAAAAAGGACAGUGUGGAAGAAUCAUAUCAUAGUGGCACCAAUACAGCAGAAAAGGGAACAAGUUUGAGGCAAGUAGAGAUUCUAGACAAAAAGGAGGUGCAAAAACAAGAUGUUCAUCCAGAUCAUGAUAAACAUGUGGGUGUUGAUGAUACAAGAUUAGAUGGAGUAAAAGAGGCUACAGAGGGUUCUGCCUCAGUGAUAAUUCAUAAUCCUGUGCAAAGAGAAGGAAAAGUGCAGGAAAACGUGCAAUCAAUAGAGGAAACAGUAGUAGAUACCACAAGUGACAAGAUGAAGGAGCAGAUGUAUGUGGAGCAAGAUGCAGAUCCACCAGAUCAUUCUUCCUCAGAAAAGGCAAUGGUGAUUUCACAUACUAAGUAUCAACAGGUGACAUUUUGUAGAAAGUCUUCCCCAGUCAAAGAACUACAUGACCUGAUCUCUCAUAAUAUAGAUGUCUUGGAAAUAGAGGAGGAUGUCAGAGAACUCCAUAAAGAAGACAAUGAGGAGAAUAUUAAGCAAAAUAAGGAAAACAUUCUUAAACAGGCUGAUAUAUCUCCUAAUAGCAAGUCUAACAAUAAGGGUCAGAAGAAAGGCAAGAAGAAUGCUAUUGACAAGCAAAUUCCACUCAGGGUGGUACCAAAGAGAACUGCUACUAAAUCUAAUGUUAAAUCAUGUUAA
Molecule: messenger RNA, 873 nt
Organism: Lycium barbarum (goji berry)
Lineage: Eukaryota; Viridiplantae; Streptophyta; Magnoliopsida; Solanales; Solanaceae
Exons: 1
Coding region: 1-873 (290 amino acids)
Source: RefSeq, a predicted model, not a curated record